AUGGAGAUGAUGAGAUCACCAUUGGGAGUUAACCCCUCUGAGGCUCACUUUUCCUCCAGGUUUAAUCCCAUUAUUGAAAUGGUAAGGUCAGCAGGGAUUCCGGCUUCUGACAUCCAAAUAGCCAAUAUAAAAGGAAGUGCAAGUAGUUCGAUGGAUGAGGAAAUUGGCCCUGAGCAACUUGUAGUUGAGGUGAAAGUAGAUGGAGGAAAAUCAGGCUGA
Messenger RNA from Prunus armeniaca (apricot), 219 nucleotides. Lineage: Eukaryota; Viridiplantae; Streptophyta; Magnoliopsida; Rosales; Rosaceae. The record is from the annotation of a GenBank genome assembly.